This is a messenger RNA of Moneuplotes crassus, 1339 nucleotides long. The record is from the annotation of a GenBank genome assembly. Lineage: Eukaryota; Ciliophora; Spirotrichea; Euplotida; Euplotidae.
AAAUAAUGGAAGACGAGAAAAUUACAAUCUGCUUCGAUGCCUCGAAAUCUGAAGGGCUCAACCCAAAGAAAGGUUACACUGAGUUCUUCAAAAAGAUGAAGCAUGAAUAUAAGUGCUCACUCAACAAAGAAGAAAUUGAUAUUUCAAAUCUUGACGGUAUCAAAGUCAUUAUCCUCGGUAUGCCCAGACAGAUGUUCAAUGCCAAAGAACUCGACCACCUCAAGCAAUUCGUGCAGUCUGGUAGAAGUCUCUUCGUCUGCCUCGGAGAAGGCGGAGAGCAGAAAGCCAACACCAAUAUCAACUAUUUGCUAGAACAAUUUAAAAUUUCUGUGAACAGCGACUGUGUGGUCAGGACCUCGUUUUACAAGUACCUGCAUCCGAAGGAGGCCUACAUCUCGAACGGGUGUUCGUCUAAUGACUUCGUGAGGGUGUGCAAGGGACUUCAGGUCAGAGCCGACAUGGGCGGUGGCGGAGGCAAAUACUCGAAAAAGUACACCACAUUAGAAGAUGAAGGAGCAGGCCCAGAUACAAAAAGCGGACUAGAAUACGUUUAUUCUUAUGGUUCUACUAUUAACACAAUCCAUCCAGCCUUCCCAAUGCUUGAUAGUGGAUCGGUAAGUUACCCAACAGAAAGGCCUGUUAUCGCAGGUUACGUAGACAGGCAAAGAGGAGGAAAAGUUGUUGUAUGAGGAUCAUUAAAAAUGUUCGAUGAUGAGUUCCUGAAGAACGAAGACAAUUCAAAGAUUCUGAAUGGUAUAAUGAGGUUCCUCGGGAAUAAUGAUAUCCAACUGACCGAUGUUGGAAGGAAAGAGGAUAAUGAUACAGUAGAAUAUAAUAGAGUUCCAGACACUGCAGCAUUGUCUGGCAAGGUAAGGUCAUGAUUACAAGAGAGUGAAGAGCUACCAAAGGACUUCACUCUUCUGUUCAAUCAAGAUCUCUUCGCUUUUGAUACAAAUCUUGUCCCUGAAUCUAUUGAGUUGUUCAAGCAAAUGGAUGUAACGCACGAGCCUCUAACGCUGAUACCUCCUACUUUUGAGACUCCAAUGCCAUCGCUUGAACCUGCAGUUUUUCCGCCUUCACUGAAAGAACUAGAACCCCCUAACCUGGAGUUGUUCGACUUGGAUGAUCAUUUCGCUAAUCAGAAAAUUAAGUUAGCACAACUGACGAACAAAUAUACAAACAUUGAUUACUAUAUUGGCCAAUGUGGAGAGGUACUUGGAUUAUCGUCACAAGUGCAAGAUAUGGAUAACCCGAAGGCAAUUCUGCACCAUGUGUUCACGGAACUCGUAAAGUUCAAGAACAAUUCAUAUGCAUAAUCCCAAUCUCAAUAAAAUACAAA